This is a messenger RNA of Pipistrellus kuhlii (Kuhl's pipistrelle), 519 nucleotides long. Its product is annotated as histone H3.3 type 1. The record is from RefSeq and is a predicted model, not a curated record. Bases 109 to 519 code for a protein of 136 amino acids. Gene Ontology annotation, molecular function: structural constituent of chromatin; DNA binding; protein heterodimerization activity. The transcript has a single exon. Gene Ontology annotation, cellular component: nucleosome. NCBI's taxonomy places the organism in Eukaryota, Metazoa, Chordata, Mammalia, Chiroptera, Vespertilionidae.
ACUUAGCUUCCGGGCUGCGGCUUCUCCCUCGGGCGGGCGGCCGGAGCGGCAUCACGGACUCAGAAAAGCGGCCUAAAAAAAAAACACCUCGGCAUCGAGUGGACGAAAAUGGCCCGAACCAAGCAGACGGCUCGCAAAUCCACGGGUGCGAAGGCGCCCCGCAAACCGCUGGCCACUAAAGCCGCCGAGAAAAGCGCCCCCACUUUCGGCGGGGUGCAGAGGCCCAGUCGUUACAAGCCCGGGACCGUUGCGCUUCGAGAAAUCCGUCGUUACCAGAAAUCCACGGAGCUUCUGAUCUGGCAGCUGCCUUUCCAGAGGCUGGUGCGGGAGAUCGCCCAGGGCUUCAGGGCGGACCUGCGGUUCCAGAGCGCGGCCAUCGGGGCGCUGCAGGAGGCCAGCGAGGCGUACCUGGUGGGCCUGUUCGAAGACACGAACCUGUGUGCCAUCCACGCCGAGAGGGUCACCAUCAUGCCCAAGGACAUCCAGCUGGCUUGCCGGAUACGGGGAGAGAGAGCUUGA